CAUCAUCCCAUAACCAUAACUAUGAAUGGCACUCAAGAUCCCCAGCAUUCUCAAACUCAGCGACUUGCGUUGCCUGUCAGUAAAAUGCGGUCUGCCAACCUCCGGCACAAAACCCAUCCUUACGCAGCGUCUUCACGAUGCAAUCAGCAGCGUCCCCAGGGCUCCCAAACGAACCCGAGUCCUUAGCAUCGACAUGGGGAUCCGGAAUCUAGCUUACUGCGUCCUGGAUGUGCCAUGCAAAGGUAGUGCUGCAGCAGCAUCCUCGCCCUCAAUUCCAUCCAUGCAUGCCUGGCAGCGCCUCGCGGUCUCGACGUCUUCCCCCGGAGAGAAGGAGGCAUUCGACCCCGCGACCCUGUCGACCAUUGCUUAUGACCUUGUCCGCCAGCGUCUACUCCCUCAGAUGCCCACGCAUAUCCUGAUUGAGCGCCAGCGCUUCCGGUCUAUGGGCUCUAAGCACAUACUCGAAUGGACGGUCCGCGUUAACAUGCUUGAGGCAAUCCUAUAUGGCGUGCUGGGCGCAUUGAAGGCGGAAGGGGUUUGGGAGGGCGAGGUGGUGGGCGUCCCGCCGGGGAAGGUUGGCCCGUUUUGGCUGAGCGAGGAACCGGAUGGGGAGGCUGGGGAGUGGAGGAAGGAAAGGAAGGGGAAGAAUGCGAAGAGUAAAAAUAAGGGAAUCAAGAUCGAUUUUGUGAGAGGGUGGCUGGAGAAUCGGAAGAUGGUAAGUCUUGGGAAUGAGGAGGUGGAGGCUAUGGCGAAACUUUAUAUGGAGAAGUGGGAUAGAACCCCGGGAGGUAGAAGACUUAAGACGAAAGUUGAUGAGGAAGGGCAGGUUCGCAAGUUGGACGAUUUGGCGGAUUGCUUGUUACAGGGCAUGGCGUGGAUACAAUGGCAGGAGAAUAAGAGGAUGGCUCUGAAGCAUGGGGUGGAGUCUCUUCUAGUCUUCUAGAUCAACGAGAUGUAUAUACAGUAGGAUAUAGCCGCCCUCCAAGGGUCCAGAGUCUAAGGUAGAGUCCGUCCUCCCCAAUCUUUAAAAUCCAAAAUGGGUUAGAGGCCGUUUUAGCCAGGAAUCCCAAAACGGG
This is a messenger RNA of Amorphotheca resinae ATCC 22711, 1076 nucleotides long. RefSeq lists its product as hypothetical. Bases 26 to 943 code for a protein of 305 amino acids. Gene Ontology annotation, molecular function: DNA endonuclease activity; flap-structured DNA binding; crossed form four-way junction DNA binding. Gene Ontology annotation, cellular component: mitochondrion. The transcript has a single exon. Lineage: Eukaryota; Fungi; Ascomycota; Leotiomycetes; Helotiales; Amorphothecaceae. The record is from RefSeq and is a predicted model, not a curated record.